GCUGUAACCUGAAACAAAAUAGUGAAAAUACCCUUUCGUUUCCACAGGGGAAGACAAAGUUGAAAACCAAAUACAUAGUUUAGAACUCAUCUAGAUCUUUAAGCUCUUGAACUUCAACCAUGACUUCUCUUUGCCGGAAGAAGGAUCCUCGACAAAAGUUUUCUCCUACCAAUUGCAGUUUCCUUAGGUCUAUGUCGGAGGACAGUCCCACUGCAUACCUCAAAAUUCCUAGGAUUUAUUUGAAGAAAUGUCGGGAGAAAUAUGAAAAAGAGCUAUCAAAGGAUAUACAUCUUAAGCUUCCAUGUGGUACAGAAUGGAAAGUAGAAGUCACAGAACACAAAGGUCACUUUUGGUUCGAGAAGGGUUGGGAAGAUUUUUUCAAGUUUUACUCGCUACAGUCCAACGGCUCGAUAGAUUUUCAAUAUGAAGGGAAUUCCAGAUUCAAAGUUAAAAUCUAUGAUAAAUCAAAAAUAGAGAUCGACUAUCCUAUCAAAAGCACUGAUAUGCAAGAAAAUGGUGUAAAUGAUCAUUCUCCACUGGCUAGGCCUCAACAGCCUCAAAAGAAGAAAGAAGCAACUUCAAGUGGUGGGGAAACGGAUCUUUCUGCCAACAAAGAUGAGGGAGGCAAGUCUAGUACUACUCAAAGAUCCCGAAAACCAACAACCAAGGUUCCUAUGAGGAUGGACUCCUCGGCUACAGGUGGAGAAGUUACAGCUUUUCAGAAAGCUAAUGAAUUCAAGUCCAGAAACCCUUCCUGUUUCUUGGUUACCAUGCACUCCUCAUAUAUCAAAGGACAUAUGCUCUGGCUGUCAACUGAGAUCUCCAAGAAUAUGUUGACAAAUCUUAGUAAGAAUUCUGGUAAUGUUAGCCUUCGUGUUUCGGAAGGGAGUACAAGGCGAUAUUGGGCUGUUGAAAUGAAAUAUGAUAUAGAAAGAGCCAGAUUCCGAUUGCAGAGUGGUUGGAAUAAAUUUGUUCAAGGCAAUAAGUUGAAUGCUGGUGAUGUUUGUGGUUUUAUGUUGAUUGACAAAAUUGAACUUUUGUUUGAAGUUAAUAUUUUCCGCAGAACAGAAGUUGCAACCUCAUCACCAGGCAUUGAUGAAGAUGAUGUGGAUGAUAAAGAUGACCGUGGGCUUCAUGAUACCAAUGAUGACUAUGCAGCUAAUGAAAACACUCACCGUUCUUUCAAAAAAGUCCUACAGAAGUCUGCUAUCAAUCAUUGUUUGUGGUUGUGUUCUAGAUUUUCUCAGAAACAUCUCAGUAAUAAUCCUAGUAAUGCUGAGCUGCAUGUUCCCGGUAGGACGACAACUUGGCAUGUUGGAUUGAAAUAUGAGGUUGGGAGAAAAAGAGCCAAAUUCCAGUCCGGUUGGACCAAGUUUGUGAGAGACAAUAAUUUGAAAAUUGAAGAUGAGUGUGUGUUUGUGUUGACUGAUGAAAAUACAUUUUCAUUUGUUGUCAUAGUAGCUGCAAAAUCCACCUUGCAACCAGACAUUGAUGAUGCUAAUGACAACAUCAAAGAUGAUGAGGAUAGUAAGAAUGAGGUUGAUGAUGAUACUAGUGAUGAAGAUUAUAGUGAUGAUGAAGGUGAUGAUUAUGGUGUUGACAACGCCCACAACGAUGAAGAGGAAGAUGAAGAUGAAGAUAUUGAAUAUUCAUCACCACAACAGCUUCACAAGAGAAAGAGAUUAAGUUCAAGUACAAAAAGUAGCAUCAAAGAUGUUGGUGCUUCAACAAGUACUGGACAAUUCUUAAAACAAAGACCUGGUGUUCCAAGGAAUUUUCAUCCAAUAACAGUCACGGGAAAUGAUAUAGCUCUUCAGAGAGCUAAGGCCUUCAAGGAUGUAAAACCUCAUUCUGAUGUUCCAAGGAGCAUGAACCCAAUGAUGGCCAGGGGAAAAAAUAAGGCUCUUUGGAGAGCUCAGCAUUUCCACUCUGUAGAACCUUAUUUCGUGCACGCAAUGCAUCACAGGGAUGUCCUUGCACCUUUUCUGGAGUUGCCAUUUGAUUUUGCCAAGAAGCAUCUUGAUAAGCGGCCUAGUCAUGUCAAGCUACAGGGUUCAAAUGGGGAACCUUGGUCUGUCAAGUUCUAUUUUGCAGAUGAACUAGCUGGCUUCCAAGAUGGUUGGAUUGAGUUUGUGCAUGGCCUUAAUUUGAAAGAGGAUGAUGUGUGUGCCUUUGAAUUGAUUGAUGAUACCAAGUUUAUAUUUGAUGUUCAUGUUUACCGCAACACAUAGAAGCUGCAAAUUCCACCAUAUUUCUUGCAGGCAAGUAAUUUCAGUAGCAUUGCCAGCCGCAGAAUUUACAAAUGUGUUGUCGAUCUUAUCUUUAUUUUGUUUUUAAAAGAAAGCAACCCACUGCCAAGAAUCUAUUCAAGUUUAAUCUUAAAGACCCUGCCAUGAAUCAAUGUACGAGAUCUCUUAUGUUGUUUUGAUCAAGAUCUUGAGCUUGCUACUGCAUUUAAUGAAAUGUCCUAUAACUAA
This is a messenger RNA of Rosa chinensis, 2477 nucleotides long. RefSeq names its product B3 domain-containing protein Os11g0197600-like. The record is from RefSeq and is a predicted model, not a curated record. Gene Ontology annotation, molecular function: DNA binding. Lineage: Eukaryota; Viridiplantae; Streptophyta; Magnoliopsida; Rosales; Rosaceae. Bases 120 to 2231 code for a protein of 703 amino acids. The transcript is spliced from 8 exons.